Messenger RNA from Nannospalax galili (Upper Galilee mountains blind mole rat), 5715 nucleotides. It is a transcript of the gene Znf512b, whose product is annotated as zinc finger protein 512B. The transcript is spliced from 16 exons. The coding region runs from base 197 to 2968 and encodes 923 amino acids. The record is from RefSeq and is a predicted model, not a curated record. Lineage: Eukaryota; Metazoa; Chordata; Mammalia; Rodentia; Spalacidae. Gene Ontology annotation, molecular function: zinc ion binding.
CCCGCACCAGCCCUGGGCCCAGGCUGUCUCCCCUCCGCGUCUGGACCCGCGCCGCGCCCCGCGUCGGGCGCCGGCGCUGUCCUCCCGCCUCCUCCUUCUCUAGAAAAAGUCGCCAUUUUGGUUCACUGCCUUCGCCCCCCCGCGGUCGGCGCUUCCGGGCCAGACCUCGGCCCGCGUCCGGCCUCAGGUGACAGAAAUGACUGACCCCUUCUGUGUUGGAGGAGGCCGCCGGCUCCAAGGGUCCAGCAAAAGUAGCCCCGGAAAGGGUAGCAGCCGGAAGGAGGUCCGACUUCCCAUGCUUCAAGACCCACUGAAGUUAGGGAUGCCAGUGGCCCACAGUGGACACACAAUGCCUGGCCAGCCCCCACUCUGCUUUGACACAGGAAGCCCAGCCAGUGACAGGACAGAAGGGAAGAAAAAGGGGAGGCCGAAAGCCGAGAACCAGGCUCUCCGAGAUAUUCCUCUCUCCCUGAUGAACCAGUGGAAAGAUGAAUUCAAGGCACACUCAAGGGUGAAGUGUCCAAACUCAGGGUGCUGGCUAGAAUUUCCCAGCAUCUACGGGCUCAAGUACCAUUAUCAGCGGUGCCAAGGGGUAAGGGACUGUGGGUUGGGGAAGAGGAGGCCUGGGGGUGCGUCUGGGCAGAGGCCCCCGGGGCCCCGUCCCACACCUGCCCUCCCUGCCCAGGGUGCCAUCUCAGAUAGGCUGGCCUUCCCUUGCCCCUUCUGCGAGGCCGCAUUCACCUCCAAGACCCAGCUGGAGAAGCACCGGAUUUGGAAUCACAUGGACCAUCCCCUGCCUGCCCCCAAGCCUGGCCCAGUCAGCCGGCCAGUCACCAUCAACCGGCCUGUUGGGGUCAGCAAGCCCAUUGGAGUGAGCAAACCUGUUACUGUUGGCAAGCCAGUGGGGGUCAGCAAGCCCAUUGGCAUCAGCAAGCCAGUCACAGUCAGCAGGCCUGUGCCGGUCACCAAACCCAUACCAGUCACAAGGCCUGUGCCGGUCACCAAGCCUGUCACAGUCAGUAGACCCAUGCCAGUCACUAGGCCUGUGCCAGUCACCAAGCCCAUCCCAGUCACCAAACACGUGCCAGUCACCAAGCUUGUGACAGUUACAAAACCUGUGCCGGUCACCAAACCAUUACCAGUCAGCAGACCCAUUGUUGUCAGCAAGCCAGUGUCAGUCAACAGGCCUAUUGCCAUCAGCAGACACACACCACCACCCUGCAAAAUGGUGUUGUUGACCAAAUCUGAGAACAAAACACCUCGUGCUGCAGGCAAGAACAGCAGUAAGAAAAGGGCUGCAGACAGCCUGGACACCUGCCCCAUCCUGCCUAAGCAGACAAGGCCAGAGAAUGGCGAGUAUGGCCCAUCUACCAUGGGCCAGAGUGUUACCUUCCAGCUGAGUCCAGACCCCAGCAGCAGUUCCCUGCUCCCAGGCAGCAGGCCCUUGAUGGGGAAGGAGGCACUGCGAUCUGUAGGCCCAGUGUCCCAACCAGAGGAAGACCCCGAGCGCACAAAGCACAGAAGGAAACAGAAAACACCCAAGAAGUUUACAGGGGAGCAGCCGUCCAUCUCAGGGACCUUUGGGCUCAAAGGCCUGGCCAAAGCUGAAGACAAGGCCCGAGUUCACCGCUCCAAGAAGCAAGAGGUGCCAAGCCCCGAGGAAGUGCGGAAGAAGGUGCUGGCCACCCCUGUCACUGUCAGCAAGGAGGCACCAACUUCUAUGGCCCACGCAGCCCCAGGUGGGGGCUACCUAGCAAGACCCAGGACAGGUGGCCCUGAGGAGCAAUGGCAACGAGCCAUCCAUGAACGGGGGGAAGCCGUCUGCCCCACCUGCAACGUGGUUACCCGGAAGACCCUUGUGGGGCUCAAGAAGCACAUGGAAGUAUGUCAUAAGCUACAGGAAGCACUCAAGUGCCAGCACUGUCGGAAACAAUUCAAGUCCAAGGCUGGCCUCAACUACCACACCAUGGCUGAACACAGUGCCAAGCCCACUGAUGCUGAGGCCUCUGAGAGGGGUGAGCAGGAGGAGCGAGAGCGGCUUCGAAAGGUGCUAAAACAGAUGGGACGGCUGCGUUGCCCUCAAGAGGGCUGCGGGGCCGCCUUUUCCAGCCUCAUGGGUUAUCAGUACCAUCAGCGGCGCUGCGGGAAGCCACCCUGUGAGGUGGACAGCCCCUCCUUCCCCUGUGCCCACUGUGGCAAGACUUACCGCUCCAAGGCUGGCCAUGACUACCAUGUGCGUUCAGAGCACACAGCCCCGCCCCCUGAGGAAACCACAGACAAGACCCCUGAGGCUGAGGACCUGCUGGGUGUAGAGCGGACCCCAAGUGGUCGCAUCCGCCGCACAUCGGCCCAGGUUGCCGUAUUCCACCUACAGGAGAUUGCAGAGGACGAGCUGGCCCGUGACUGGACCAAACGGCGCAUGAAGGAUGACCUUGUGCCUGAGACUGCACGGCUCAACUACACUCGGCCAGGCCUCCCUACACUUAACCCCCAGCUGCUGGAGGCAUGGAAGAAUGAAGUCAAGGAGAAGGGCCAUGUGAACUGUCCCAAUGAUUGCUGUGAAGCCAUCUAUUCCAGUGUAUCCGGCCUCAAGGCCCAUCUUGCCAGCUGCAGCAAGGGGGACCACCUGGUAGGGAAGUACCACUGCCUGCUAUGCCCCAAAGAGUUCAGCUCUGAGAGUGGUGUCAAGUACCACAUCCUCAAGACCCAUGCGGAGAAUUGGUUCCGGACCUCAGCAGAUCCACCUCCCAAACACAGGAGCCAGGACUCCUUGAUGCCUAGGAGAGAGAAGAAGAAAACUCUGGCAGGAGGAAAGAAGCGGGGCCGCAAGCCCAAGGAAAGGUCCCUUGAGGAGCCAACAUCCAAACUGCCCCCUCGCAGGGAUGAUUGGCCCCCAGGAGGCAGAGACAGGGGGCCCCGAGGCACCACUGGUAGGAAGGCUGGAGCUGGGAAGGCAUCUGAAAAGUGAGCCUGGUGGUCAGGGCCCAGCCCCCAUACCAGCCACCAUGCCCACAUUGUCUAAGUUAAGGGAGCCAGUUCCAGAGUGUCCUCCAUCCCCCACCCCCAUCCAUCUGUCCAGAGGGGGUGGCAAGCCACUCUACCCUCCCUGAAAGUGGCCCUUCCCCUGUUUAGGCUGUCUCAACAUGGCUAGGCUGGGCUCCCCAGAAGUGCCAGGGGCAGCAGCAAAAGUGCAAUAGACUGGGGGACCCAGCCUUCCCCAUAAGGACAUUCAUAGGCCUGGCAGGAUCUGGGGCUUUGGCACCAUCAGGGGAUACAGUGCUUGAGCAGUCAAAUGGCCCCUGUUUCCACCUCCCUCUGGCUCAGCAGGGUCCCAAUCCUGGCUUCCUCAAGGCUUUGGCAUUCCUAGUGACCCAUAUUGCUGGGCUAAUAAGGCACCUGAAUAACCUGGCUGCUACCACCUGGGCCUCACUUCCACUCAACACUGGAACUCCAGUACUCCCAGCUACCUCCCAGGACAGACCCCGUCCAGCUACUGCCAUCCUGCCCUAAUAGCUGCCUACCCAUAUGCCCUCCUUCACCCACCUCUGGUCCUUCUGCUUCUGUUUUCUACCUCUCUGGGCCUGCUCCUUCCUCUGUCAUCCCUGCUGUGCUUCAGGUCUCACCCCACUGGCUACUGUGGUCAUGGUGGAGAAUGCAUCCUUCCUGGCAAGGAACUCUGCUGGCUGUACCUGCAGGGAUGCCCACAUCCAUAGCUGCCAGCCUGGGAGGCGAGGGGCUAGUAUGCUCCUCCUUUGGCUUCUGAUCCUGUGGUUGGCAUCCUGAAGGUGGAGGAGAUCUCGCUGAGGCCAUGGCCAUGUGGAGGCAGGGGCCGAUCAGAUCAGAAGGAGCCCAGUUCAGAAUUAGUGCCUAUGGGAGACAGUUUAUGUCUGCUAUGCCAGGCUGGCCCAGAAGCUGAGCUCUGUGGAAGCCCUCCUUCCUCUAAUUUACCUGUCCUGUGUAUCUAAUGGCAGCAGAGUCAUUUGCUACAGGAACUGAAGGCUUGUGUGGGGUGGGGCCUCAGCCAGUGUAGCAGCUCCAGGCUGGGCCUAUCCCCUCUGCACCCCUGAGGAUAGGAGGGUCUGAAGGUUGGGCAGCGUCAGGAAGGGAACCCUGCAUGCUUGGAGGAGGUGGCCACAUCUGGUGGCCUCCUUCCUGGCCCUACUUCCAACCCUUGAGAGCCACACCAGGAGGAGAAGGCUGGAGAGAGUUGGACCAGGUUUUUUCCAAUGGGGGUUGAGGUGGAUGGAGGCUUCAGCCUCUGAUCCUGGACGAUGUGAAUUUUGAUAUUGCCUGUGUGAGCGUCUCCUGGGUAUUGUCGAUGCCAGUCUUGUUGCUGUGACAAGUAACAACCUUUUUUAAAAUUCUGUUUUUUAUACAAAACUCAACAAUCUGACAUUUGGUGCUAAGGGUUUCCUGGUGCAGAAGGUGGAGCUGGGCUAUAGUGCUGACUGGCACCCCUUCUCCCCCCAGAGAGGAGGAGUUGCAAGGGAGACCAGCUCCGGGGAGAUUUGUUACACUCCUAUGUAGGAGGGCUCUAACUCUGCUGGUGUGCUGGGGGUGUUGAGUGGACUCCUAAACUCCUACAUACUUUGACCUGUUCAGAGGGUAGCUCCAGAGGUGGGUAUGAUCCAGUGUAAAGAUCAAAGGGUAGGCUGGAGCUUUAGGGCAAUGGUAUGGGGCUGGGGAGGGAAAGGGGGUCUAAGUGCACUUUGCACAACAGGGUGUGACCACCACCCCAGCCUCUCAGGUACUUGGCACUUGUGGGGUGAAGUAGCGCCUGGGUUUGCUGGGGGUAAGUUUCUAGGACACACCUCAAAGCCCACAUGUAGGCCCUGAUGUGGGACUCGGGGGUUCGGGUAAUUUGAUGUUUAGCACUUUAACUCCUUUGUCUUUGAGGUGGGUAUGGGGGCAGUUGUCAGAAGUGGCACUUGGGUGGGACCCCCUCCCUGUUACAAUGGCUCAUAAAGGGGCAAGCUAGGCUGCAGAGCCCUCUUCCAAAUGGCAGGGCUCAGAAGAGUCUGCCCACCUCCCCAAAGGUGACCACCAUCCUGCACAGAUCUUCAGAGGGUCCAACAUGGCAGAGCUCCAGGAGGUGGUGGGUAUGGACCCGGAAGACCCAAGCCCUGGGUCUUUAGCAAAAUGCAAAAGUCAGGGUCUCUGCAGAUCUACCUCUGGCUCAAUGCUUGCCCUGCCCUGAAUAUGGGGAAGUGCCAAGGAUGGACACUUCAUUGAAGAACCAGGGUGCACUUUAUGCUCUGGCACCGGCAGAUAUGGGUGCCUCCUGGGGGCCCUCGGGCCUUCCUGUCCCUCUGUUGGUCUCUGAAGUGAGAACCGGAAAGGGAGGGCUGUUCCUCUGUGCCACUGCUGGAUGGGACCCAGGCUCUGCUCCUUGUCCCAGAGACCUGGUUUCCCCUCACCUGUUCUUCCUGACUUCACCACCUCCUAAACUUUGGGUUGUACGGUUUGGUCUUAACGCAGUUCUCAUUACACAAGUGCAUUUCCGGCUAUCACUUGUAACCAUAGAUAUACACAUAUUCUAUCCAAAAAGUGUUUUAUUUGCAAGAUGUUUUAAGGUGAGCUUGGGUCCUGCCCGCCUUGUGGUCACAUAUGUCCCCAUCCUCAUCCCCGCCUAGCCCCGAAUGGCGCGGGGUGGGCCAUCAAUUGUAUGUAUUAAAAAUGACUGUAUCAAAUAAAUGUUUAUUGAUUUUUUUUCCA